AUGACCAGCGAGGUUGAGGUGCUCAGGGCGCUGAAGUUUCUAUUUGAGCACCACAAGGCCUUGGACGAGAAGUUGAGACAGCAGGCCCGCGUGCCGGCUACCGUUGCCCAAGCCUUCGAGAGAGACGAAGGUGUGUCUGACGGCGAGGGCGACGGGGUCACCCUCCUCAGCUCGGCCGCUCAGCUGCCGCCCAGCGGGCAGGCUGAUGCCGAGACUCUGUCUGCGAUGCUUCAGCAACAGCUGGACGCCAUCAAUGAAGAGAUCCGAUCCCUCGACCUGUAUUUUGACUGCUCGCUUGCCAGCUCCUGCCCACGCAGCAGAGUGCCCUCCACGCCACAAAUGAGGCGUCGGAGCCCAGCGCGGAACAUAGAGCGGCUGGGCAUCACGCCUCUGCUGCCAGCUCUACGGGAAGAGGUGCCAAAUGAGAAGACCACCAUCAAAUCUGAAACCUCGAGCCCUGCCUCGCCGCGGUCCCUUCGGCUGGACCGGCUGCACACGGGGGCGCUGCGCACGGAGGACAUCAGGGACGCCCGCAACUCGACAGACUCUCAGGACGGCCCCGGGGGCAAACCCAGAAUCAACAGCAGCCAGGACUCGGUGCAGAAUGCCCAAAAGAAGAAGGGCAUCAGGUCCUCCUUCGGCCGCUUCUUUGGCAAGAAGGAAAGGGGCCGGCCUGGACACCACAGCAAGGAGGCCUUAGGACCAGGAAGGAUCUUUACCGCUCGUGCCACCUGGAAAGCCCCAGUGAACACUGACAACUAG
Molecule: messenger RNA, 762 nt
Organism: Rangifer tarandus platyrhynchus (Svalbard reindeer)
Lineage: Eukaryota; Metazoa; Chordata; Mammalia; Artiodactyla; Cervidae
Source: the annotation of a GenBank genome assembly